CUAGAUUUUUAGUUUAAUCCGAUUCUCCCCUGUUCUCCAUGUUCGUCGCCUUUUUAAUUGUUUCUUAUGAUAUUUUGAAGAGACAAAUGACUGAUAUGGAGGAAGAUACAGGACUACCUACUAAUGGAAAGGACUUGUCAAAGCCUGCGAUAUAUAUGCGUUUUUCUUCUAUCGAAGAGGCGGAGAAUUACUACAAAGAAUAUGGAAAUAGGUUGGGAUUUUCGGUUCGUAAGAGGUCGUCAUACGCUACUGCACGAGGACCACUUAUAACUAGAGUGAUUUUUGUCUGUGAUUGUGAAGGAAUUUAUGUAGAAAAGCCUCCACGAAAUGAGGUCGAGCUUAAAAAAAAAAGAAAUACCUCAACAAUGAAGACUGGUUGCAAGGCUAUGAUACGUAUAGCUUUUGACAUAAAACAUAAAAUGUGGUAUAUAAAUGAGUUUAUCGAAAAACACAAUCAUCCAUUGAUUUCUCCUAACAAGCGACAUCUUAUGAGGUCAAACAAGUAUAUGCCACCUGCUGCCAGGUGCUUAGCUGAGCAAUUUAACAAACAGAGGCUCCCAGUCGGGAAGGUAGCAUCGCUCUUUGGGAACGGCGAGAAUAUCGGAUUCACGCCAAGAGAUGUCUAUAAUCACUUGAGAACAGUUAGAGAAUCGCUAAUAGAGGUAGGAGAUGCAGAAGCUUUGAUGAAUUAUUUUAGGAAAAGAACAAUUGAAAAUCCUAGUUUUUACUAUGCCUUCAAAACUGAUGAAGUUGGGAGGGCAGCAAAUAUAUUUUGGGUUGAUGCACGUUGACGAAUGGCCUAUAGAAGGUUUGGAGAUGCAGUUUCAUUUGAUACUACGUACAAGACUAAUAGGUAUUCUAUGCUGUUUUCUCCAUUCACAGGUACAAACCAUCAUCACCAAUCUGUUACAUUUGGCUUUGCAUUGUUAGGUGAUGAAACCAAAGACACUUUUAUUUAGGUUGUUUAGGACAUGGCUUGAAGCAAUGGGAGGUCGUCCUCCAAUUUCUAUACUUACUGACCAACAUCAAGCCAUGACCAUUGCUGUUGCAAAAGUUCUCCCGAAUACUCGUCAUCGUUUUUGUUUGUGGCACAUAAGAAGAAAUUUGGAGAAAAAUUAAGUCAUGUAUUUUUUAAGAAAUCAAAAUUCAAACGAACUGUGAAGGAGGUUACUCUUUUUACAUAAACCAUUGAAGAUUUUGAAAACAAGUGGCAGUCCAUGUUGGUGGAUUUUCACUUGACAGGAAAUGAAUGGCUUGGUGAUUGGUAUAUCAUUCGUGAAAAAUGGAUAUCGGUAUAUAACAGGGGCACUUUUUUUGCUGGGAUGAAUACAACGCAGAGAAGUGAAAGUAUUAAUUCUUUCUUUGAUCAUUAUGUAAACUCUAGGACUUCCCUAAGAGAAUUUGUUGAAUGUUGUGAUUAAGCAUUGGAACGAAUGUAUAUCCGAGAACGAGAGGAAGAUUUCAAGUCUAUUCAUCUGAAGCGUGUAUUUAUUUCUCGCGAUUUAUUGGUAAGGCAUGCAUCUGAAGUUUAUACUCGUGUUAUAUUUAAUAAAGUUCAGGAUGAGUAUAAUGCUACUUUACAAUAUCGAUCUGAAAUACUUAACA
Molecule: messenger RNA, 1605 nt
Organism: Papaver somniferum (opium poppy)
Lineage: Eukaryota; Viridiplantae; Streptophyta; Magnoliopsida; Ranunculales; Papaveraceae
Product: protein FAR1-RELATED SEQUENCE 5-like
Exons: 2
Coding region: 39-791 (250 amino acids)
Source: RefSeq, a predicted model, not a curated record